CUUUUCCCGUAUAUGCACUUCCCAAGCGAAUCUGACAAUCAGACAUACGGUAUCAGACAUAUCAGACAAUUAGCUACUAAACUGAGCUAGGUACCUAUCACAUCCAUCCAUCAGCUGCCUGCAGGGCAACCCAUUCAAACUCCCCAACUCCAGACUUUCAAAAACAACAACUUCUUCUGAUAUAUUUCUCAACUUGUUGGAGUUUACAUUUAUUGUAUCAUCCCAGCCAUAACUUACCCAAUACUCGACAGUCUUAUGUGCAUUCGACACAACCUAUACACGAACCAUUGUCGCAUCCAGCCAUGACGACUGUUGAUAUAGGCCGUUACAAACGCCUCGUCCAGUAUUUCUGGGAUCCCGAACCUACAAACAAUAUCGCAUCGAAGUCACCUAUUUGGUGUUUAGGUGAAGAAUAUCUUGUUUCAGACAAGUCAUCCACCUCAGCUGUUACAGAAUCUCCUCCCCAAGAAGGAGGAUAUCUAAUCGCACAAUCUUUAUCCACGACAGAAACUACAACUCCACCAGACAGUACCGUCGGCAGCCUUGAAUCAAGCUCAGAAUACGAUAAUUGCGAUACAGCUAGCACAGAUGGAGGAUGGCCAACCGCAUUUCUUGACGAUUUCGAAGCCAAGAUAUGGCUCACAUAUCGAUCCAACUUUCCAGCCAUAGCUAAGUCGCAAGACCCGAAAGCCCUUUCUGCCAUGUCGCUAUCAGUACGCUUGAGAAGUCAGCUUGUUGAUCAAGGAGGCUUUACUUCUGACACGGGGUGGGGUUGUAUGAUAAGGUCCGGACAGAGCCUGUUGGCGAAUGCGUUACUUACUUUGAGGAUGGGCAGAGGUUCGCCUCCUUUAUGUUAUCUUGUUUUAUAUCCAGGCUAACCAUGACGUAGAAUGGCGUCGGGGCUCAUCUAGUAACGAAGAACGCAAGAUUUUAUCUUUAUUUGCCGACGAUCCCAGAGCUCCGUACUCGAUUCACAAAUUUGUUGAGCAUGGUGCAAGCGCUUGUGGGAAGCACCCCGGAGAGUGGUUUGGACCAUCUGCUACUGCUCGCUGUAUACAGUAAGAACACCAUCUUGGAGAAAUCUGAAUGGUAGCUAAUCAUUUACAGGGCGUUGACCAACAGCCAAGUUGAGUCGGAGCUACGGGUGUAUAUCACUGGCGAUGGAUCGGACGUGUACGAAGAUACCUUCAUGAGUAUUGCAAAGCCAAACAGCACAAAGUUCACGCCGACUCUCAUCUUAGUUGGUACAAGGCUGGGCCUUGACAAGAUAACUCCUGUCUACUGGGAGGCGCUGAAAUCCUCCUUACAGAUGCCUCAGUCUGUGGGAAUAGCUGGGUAAGCCGCCUUCGUUUAUGAAUGAUUAUGUACUAAUUUGGUGCAGGGGCCGCCCGUCCUCCUCGCACUACUUCAUUGGUGUACAGGAGUCAGAUUUUUUUUAUCUGGAUCCUCACCAAACUCGACCAGCACUGCCAUUUAAAGAUAAUGUAGAGGACUACACUCUUGAGGAUAUUGACUCAUGCCAUACACGCCGACUUCGACGACUUCACAUAAAGGAGAUGGACCCUAGCAUGCUUAUUGCAUUCUUGAUACGCGACGAGGACGACUGGAAAGACUGGCGACGGGCCGUCAGGGAGGUUCAAGGUAAGGGAGUUAUUCAUGUUGCAGAUAGGGAUCCGGCAUUGCAUGGUCUUGGCGCGGAGCGGGACGGGGCCAUUGAUGAGGUUGAGACAUUCGACGACGACGAUGAUGAUACCGUAUUAAAUGGUUAAGGCACCGAGGAAUAAUCUAUCAGGGGCGUUUAGGCGUAUCAGGUUUUCAGGGUAGCGGGACUCUAUAGAAACCAUGCUUAAUUCAUUCUCAUGUCAAAGCACAAUCCUGAUU
Molecule: messenger RNA, 1881 nt
Organism: Sclerotinia trifoliorum
Lineage: Eukaryota; Fungi; Ascomycota; Leotiomycetes; Helotiales; Sclerotiniaceae
Source: the annotation of a GenBank genome assembly